CGUUUGAUAUUUAUUGAAGAAUCUGAUUGGUACGUAUGCAAGGAGAGGAAGAAAAAUGGUUUCUUGGCAUUCAACUCCUCUAGAAAUCACAUACCAUGUACUGGGAUGGCUCGGGUUCACUUCAUGGGCAAUCGGUUUCUUGCCUCAAAUCAUCUUGAAUUUUCGCCGGAAAAGCGUCGUCGGACUGAACUUCGACUUCGUGGUUCUAAAUUUCACCAAGCACUCCUCGUAUUUGAUAUACAACGCUGUUCUCUACUUCAGCCCCGCCGUUCAGAGGCAGUACUUUGAGAGAUAUGGUUACCAGGAGAUCAUUCCUGUAGCAGCAAACGAUGUUGCGUUUUCAAUACAUGCUGUUCUGAUGGUUUCUAUUACUUUGCUCCAAAUUGCAAUCUAUGAUCGUGGCAAUCAAAAGGUCUCUAAGAUCUCCUGGGUAAUUGUCUCUGCUGUGUGGUUAGCUGCGGCAAUUUGCUUUCUUGUAGCUUCGCCUAAUCAUUCUUGGCUUUGGCUAAUCUCUGUCUUCAACUCAAUACAAGUUUGCAUGGCAGUGAUCAAAUUUACUCCUCAGGCACUGCUUAACUUUUCACGGAAGAGCACUAAAGGAUUCAGCAUUGGAAACGUUUUGUUUGAUUUUACUGGAAGCUUGGCAAAUUAUGCACAGAUGGUUGUGCAGUCUAUAGAUCAAAAUUCUUGGGUGAACUUCCAUGGAAACAUGGGAAAGUUUCUGCUAUCUCUGGUAUCUCUAUCAUUCGACAUUCUUUUCAUGCUUCAACAUUUUGUUUUAUACCCUGCAAAGAAAACAACGUUGUCUCCUAAACUCGGUGGAGAGGGUAAAGAACCACUUAUCAAGUCUUCCGAUAAACCUGAGUCUGUGAACGUCUAACGCUUGUGCAGACCUGGAAUGAAUUGUAUUUUGAUGAACUACAGUGGUAUGUAUAAGAAGCAUUCCGUUUGAUCUCUUUCCUCUUGAUGUAAUUAGUUUGUCAAAUCCCACUCUGUAUAGAAAAACAAACCUAUUUAAGUGAU
This is a messenger RNA of Rubroshorea leprosula, 1023 nucleotides long. Lineage: Eukaryota; Viridiplantae; Streptophyta; Magnoliopsida; Malvales; Dipterocarpaceae. The record is from the annotation of a GenBank genome assembly.